GAAUGACCUAGCCAAGGUGGUCACGCACGCGGAAAUGGAGAUCCCCCAGAACCCUAGAAAAAUAGAGGAAUUGGGCCAUCAGGGGUUCAAGACUUUUCACUUCAGUGGGUUAAUGCGCUGAUAAUCCACUGAAAACUUAUCGUUUCUCAGCAGAUUCACAGGGCAGGGCAUAGCGAGGCUUAACGGUCCCGGUGAUCAAUAACCGAGCCGAGGUUUGCCGACCUUCGCCGCGAAUUUAUUCUUUCAACCGCGGGUCAAGCAAAGCCAGUCCCAGGUGGAAGAAUAGUCAUCCGAGUCAGCUAUGGAGGUCAACAGCCACAGAAUCUCAUCUGUUCUCUUUGAGAGUCCAGACAAGAGCCUCGUUGUUCUAGACAUCCCCACGUCUCUAGAAGAGAGCCAGGUUCUCCCGUCUCAGAUCCCCCGCCGCCGCAUCGUCUCCGCAGAGCCCCCCGCAACUCCGUAUCCGACUCCGGAGCCCCGGCAUGGAGGAGGCGAUCACUCGGCAUUUGCGACUGCGUCUCCUGGCGCGCAGUUGGCUGAGCUCAUGACCACUGAAACGGUCAGCAGCGCCUUACAGGACCUUGCCAGCACAUACUCAUAUUCUGGACCUUUCCAUCGGGGCCGGUUUGUUCAGCCACAACAACAACCACCGUCAGUAUCCGCUCUGCCGCCCUUGAUACCAGACAAAGCCGCAUUUCUGAAUGGCUCUAUUGAGGCUAUGCGUGAUUCUUUUCACAUGUCAGCCCCCAAGUUUGAUCUUGUUGUAUUAGAUCCUCCUUGGCCAAACCGAUCUGCCAGGAGAAAGACAGACAAGUAUGCUACUGUACCAAAUCUCAAUGAGAUGCGCAAUCUCUUGCUACAAAUUCCUCUAGCUUCUCACCUUACACCAGAUGGACUCGUUGCCGUCUGGGUCACUAAUAAGCACAGUAUCCACGACUUUUUGACUUCUUCAACAGGGCUAUUUGCUGCCUGGGGUCUCGAGGUUGUGACUGAAUGGACGUGGCUCAAGGUUGCUGCGUCUGGUGAACCGCUCUACGACGUUGAGUCAACAUGGAGAAAGCCAUGGGAAAAGCUCAUCAUAGCGAAGCGCUUCGGCAGCAAGAAGCCAGAUGCUCUUGAGUCCAAAGUCAUCGUGGCGGUCCCUGAUGUCCACUCACGAAAGCCCAAUCUUCGCGGUCUUUUUCAAGAUGCCCUUGGCAAAGAAUGUCUUGGCCUCGAGAUCUUUGCUCGUAACUUGACUGCUGGGUGGUGGGCUUGGGGAGACGAACUCUUGCGCUUCCAGCAGCCCGAGCACUGGCACGACAUAGAACAAUGAAACAAACAAGA
This is a messenger RNA of Fusarium oxysporum Fo47, 1326 nucleotides long. Its product is annotated as MT-A70-domain-containing protein. The record is from RefSeq and is a predicted model, not a curated record. Gene Ontology annotation, cellular component: RNA N6-methyladenosine methyltransferase complex; nucleus. NCBI's taxonomy places the organism in Eukaryota, Fungi, Ascomycota, Sordariomycetes, Hypocreales, Nectriaceae. Gene Ontology annotation, molecular function: methyltransferase activity; nucleic acid binding. The transcript has a single exon. Bases 302 to 1315 code for a protein of 337 amino acids.